Hydra vulgaris (swiftwater hydra) is the source of this 2251-nucleotide messenger RNA. RefSeq lists its product as uncharacterized. NCBI's taxonomy places the organism in Eukaryota, Metazoa, Cnidaria, Hydrozoa, Anthoathecata, Hydridae. The record is from RefSeq and is a predicted model, not a curated record.
CCUGUAUAGUAACUAUGGUGACUUAAUGCUUGCACAGUUAUGAUUUGUAUUUGUAUAGUGGUAACAGCGAUAUAUAAAAAACAGGGAUGUUAGACAGAAUCAUUUGGAUUUUUUCAAAAAAACAACAGAAACAUUGAUAAAAAAUUUCAAAUGCUAGCGUCAAGUGCUUACUUAUAUGGUAAUAGUUCAUUAGAUGAAAAAAUUAAACACUCAUUAUCAAGAACUAACCAUGUCUUCAACAGCGUCUACUCGCGCUCAAUGCCAGAUUUAACUAAAGUAUCAUCAAAAGACACAGUAUCUGAUUCAAAAUCUGAAAUUAGAAGAAACUCAAUUACAGGAAAAUUUGAAAUUUUCGAGCAAACCGCUGACUCAACUUUGGGAAGUAAUUCUUUUCUUCCUCCUAUUCAUUUAUCAAAAUCGGAUGUUAGUUUAACUAAGGCUGAUAUAACAAAAAAUUUACCAACUGAAAGCAAUCCUGAAUCACAAAAUAUAAAAACAAUGGAAGCAUCACCUGUUAAUUUAUCUGGAGAUGGCGCAAAUAAGAUGUUUGACAAUUACACUUUCACUAAUGUAAGAGUUACAAAUAGCGCCCCAAAUGGCGCAAACCUUGAUAUUAACAACCGUCUCAGUGAACUGAAGAAAAAAAUGGACGAUGUGGCAAGCCAGCUGAAACCUAGUCCAAGUGGGAAGUUUUCUGCCUUGGAAGAGUAUCAACGACAAAUGCAGUUAAAUUAUAAUCAAUCAAAUAACGAGCAGAACUAUAACCGUAUAAGAAAUUUAACCACUAACCGUUUUGCUUCUGCAAUUCCAUUCAAAUCGUACGAAAAAGCCAUUAACAGACAAGACACGUUUAAUUUCAAACCGUUACCAAAAUCUGUACAAGAUGCGUACAAUUCAGAGCAAUUUGAGAAAAAAAACAUUGAUGAAUACCAGGCUCCCUCUAAUUUUCAAAAACAUGAAGCUGAGAUAAAAACACCGAGUUCUAUACCAAAUCCCCCAUACCAAAUGAAAUAUGGCGCUUCUUUAGAAGAAAUUAGAAAUAAUGCAAGCAGGGAUAGCCAGUCACAAAAGUCGAGCAGUCAACCGUCAGAAUCAGAAAACUCAGGAAGUUAUACAGAAGAUAACGAAGAAGUUAACAAAAACAUUUAUCCUUCCCAUAAAGCGCAAGAAUACUUAUAUAAUAACAAAAACAAUAUUAACAAAAGAAAAAUUAAAAAGCUUGAACCCAACGGAAUUUCUCAACGUAAGAGCCCCAUCCAAUUGUCUAAUGGUUCGUACGCUGAUCUUGCAAUGAAACAGCUGGAUUACAAAAAACAACAAACUAACCGAAAAGUUCGACCAAUCAGACCGUCAACAAACGGGAAUUAUUUAAAUGACGGACAAGAUGACAAAAAUCGUUAUCUUGAUGUAAAUAAUUAUCUUGACUCGAUUCAAUCAAGUAAAGACACGAAUUCUUUCAACACAAGUCCUUCUUUGCUUUAUCCAGGAUCUUCUAAGCCAGCAUCUCUGUAUGGAAAAAGUAAAACUUCGAAGGCAGCUGAUGGGUCAUUGUAUAAAGACUCUCCCAACGCAAAAAAAUACUUUGAAAAUUUGCAUAGUGUCAGUAAUCCGUCGGUUGCUUUAUUAAAUAAUUAUCCAAGUGCGUCCGUUUAUUUAAAUACUUCAUUAUACCAAUCUCCGCCAGAAAAAUCUUUGCCCGACAAAAGCGUGUUACAAACCGGUAAAGUAUAUUCCCCUAGUAGCCAAGUUGUUUCUAAUUCUAGUGGUUAUAACAGCGAUGAUACUCAGAUCAAUCAAGUCGGAAUGUAUGAACCUAACCCGAAUGAAAAUCUUGUAUAUGAAAAACAAAAGGCACUCGAAAAAAUGAGAGCAGACUUUGAAAAAAAAUUGGCAAAUAUAAGAAUAUAAAGAUGAACUUAUGAAAAUAGUUAUUAUGGCAAACAUAAGAUAUACAGAGAAUCUUUAUGGAUAAUUCAAUUUUGUAUACUGUUGCUGUAAUGUAAUGAAUGGAAGCAGAAGAUAUAAUUGGUCAUAUAUGCGAAAUUAUAAGUGGUCAUAUAUGCAAAGAUAUAAGUUGUCUCAUUUGCAAAGUUUUGAGUUUUAAGCGAAUUGCUUAAAUUGCUUUUUUAAAAAAAACUUUUUUAAUUUUUAAAUGUAUAUAUAUUUACAAUACUUGUUUAAAAAAAAACAACGAAUAAUUGUAACAUUUUAAGAAAUUAGAUUUCAAAGAAACGCUUUAUAUGUUUACAUA